Pygocentrus nattereri (red-bellied piranha) is the source of this 636-nucleotide messenger RNA. It is a transcript of the gene lsm7, whose product is annotated as LSM7 homolog, U6 small nuclear RNA and mRNA degradation associated. The record is from RefSeq and is a predicted model, not a curated record. The transcript is spliced from 4 exons. NCBI's taxonomy places the organism in Eukaryota, Metazoa, Chordata, Actinopteri, Characiformes, Serrasalmidae. Gene Ontology annotation, biological process: nuclear-transcribed mRNA catabolic process; mRNA splicing, via spliceosome. Gene Ontology annotation, cellular component: U2-type prespliceosome; U6 snRNP; Lsm1-7-Pat1 complex. Bases 76 to 387 code for a protein of 103 amino acids. Gene Ontology annotation, molecular function: RNA binding.
ACAGCAGCGCCCGAUUGGUGGAAGUGGAGGGGUCAAAGGCGCGGAGCGUGCGAGCAUGCGCAGAGGCGUCUGAAGAUGGCGGACAAAGAGAAGAAGAAGAAGGAGAGCAUAUUUGACCUGUCAAAGUACAUUGACAAACCCAUCCGAGUAAAGUUCCAAGGUGGACGUGAGGCAAGUGGUGUCCUAAAGGGUUUUGAUCCUCUGCUGAACCUGGUGUUAGAUGGCACAAUUGAAUACAUGCGUGACCCCGAUGACCAGUACAAGCUGACGGAGGACACCAGACAGCUCGGCCUGGUGGUCUGUCGAGGGACAGCGGUUGUGUUGAUCUGUCCGCAGGACGGCAUGGAGGCCAUUCCAAACCCCUUCAUCCAGCAGCAGGACGGCUAACACACACGCCCUCUCACCCUGCACACGUUCAGAUUAUGUGGCUCUUUUCUUAAGAAGUUUGUUUAGUAGUUGUUUUUUUGUUUCAGUGGACUGGACCUUCUGUCGGGAGAUGAUUUAGUUUUGUCCCAUUUCUAACGGUGAAUGAUGAAACCGUUCCGAGUCAUUUUCUUUGUGUCUAAGAGCACGAUGUACUAACCUCAUAUUUUUAGUAAUUGUUUUAAUAUUAAAAUUGGACAUUCGUAAAAUGUU